AUGACGAAAGACGGUGGUGAUGAAUCCCCCAAUCAUGUCGGGGAGUGGUUGUUGGAUGUGUUGCCUGGUGGUCGACAAUCCUUUCGGAUUAUCGGCAUGGAGGAGAUAGACAAGGAUAUACUGGACAAAUGUACGGGACAUCGAGUCAUGGCUUGCGAUGACACAUUGCCCGUCGUCGUAUCUUAUUUGUAUGGAUGUACAUACAUGCCUCCCAUGCAUUUCACUUUUGGCGUCAGUGCGAAGGGACCCCAAGGAUGA
Aspergillus caelatus is the source of this 258-nucleotide messenger RNA. RefSeq lists its product as uncharacterized. The transcript is spliced from 4 exons. The record is from RefSeq and is a predicted model, not a curated record. Lineage: Eukaryota; Fungi; Ascomycota; Eurotiomycetes; Eurotiales; Aspergillaceae. Bases 1 to 258 code for a protein of 85 amino acids.